AUGCCACGCUCCUUGCUGUCAUCUGCAUCUUUCUCCCUCCCUGCUCCAUCCUCAACCAUCUCCACUACCGCUGCUGUACUUACUCCCGUCUCCCUCUUUGUCGUCUCUGAAUCGUUUGCUGCUCUUUUCCUUUCACCAAACACACCCUCGUUGCCUAACCUUUUCACCCUCCCAUCCUCGUCCUCGUCCUCGUCUACAAUCCUGUUCUUCCUCUUCAUCCCCUUCCUCCACCAUCAACCUCGCUUUCGCAUCCUCAUAGACUGCAUCUCGCUCUUUCAAUUCAUCUUUCUCCGUUCGUAUCAGCAUCAUCGUCUACAUCAUCCCACCGUCUACGCAAAACUCGCCCGUUAA
Molecule: messenger RNA, 351 nt
Organism: Mycosarcoma maydis (corn smut)
Lineage: Eukaryota; Fungi; Basidiomycota; Ustilaginomycetes; Ustilaginales
Exons: 1
Coding region: 1-351 (116 amino acids)
Source: RefSeq, a predicted model, not a curated record